Molecule: messenger RNA, 4938 nt
Organism: Bacidia gigantensis
Lineage: Eukaryota; Fungi; Ascomycota; Lecanoromycetes; Lecanorales; Ramalinaceae
Exons: 5
Coding region: 1-4938 (1645 amino acids)
Biological process (GO): replication fork reversal
Cellular component (GO): cytoplasm
Molecular function (GO): 5'-flap endonuclease activity; single-stranded DNA helicase activity
Source: RefSeq, a predicted model, not a curated record
AUGUCUAAACGUCAACAGUCGUUCUUCGACCAGGACCAAAAGACUCGCAACUUCCGGCCACAAAACUCGAAAGUCCAUAAUGCAGCCAGCACAUCAAAUCAGCUGCACAAAGCAGCUCCAAAUGUGACUCCAAUCGCUGCAUCGUCUCAAUCAAGAUCUAGGCUAAGAGUUUUUCGAUAUCGUCAAAUAGAGAGCGCAAUGGCGAAUGGACAUGGAGUUGAACAGCAUGCCGAUUCCAAUAAAGAAAAUGCGCCCCAAGCUGGCACUCAAAAGACACCUUUGCAGAUGAAUCCUCCACUGCAACCCUCAUCACAACGGUCGGCGGGAAAGGAGGCAAGAGACUGCCCCCAAACACCGAUAGGACGACUUCCCUUAUCAGAAUUGCUUGCCAGUGACGAGGCUCGUCAGCCUGCUGCUCAAACACCUAUGGAACGUGUGCUAUGGGAGAAUUCCCCAUCAAAUGCAGAUGCUGCUGGGGCAAAGCCUUUGAAGAAGAAACGAAAGCGAGCAGUUAGCACGUCACCAUCAUCCUCAUCCCAAAGUGAACGUCCAGGGCACUUCCCUACAAUUGAUGCCGCAAAAGCCUUUCGGCAGUCACAAGAGAUUAUGAAAACACCGAAAGCAGAUCCAGUCGACGAUCUGUGGAGCCGCUACUCCCUACAUACUAGAGACAAGUUGUCACCCUCUGCACCUAGUGCUUUCCCUUUUCCUAUGCUACGAUCCUCAUCUCCACAUACGCCCGUCGCUCAGUUGCAAAGGGACAGUGGACUGCGUAGAGCACUAAGCUGUAUAGAGUGGCCUACAUCUGCUGCUAAGCGGAGGAAAUUACAUCAUAGCACAGGCGAACGGAAAACAGCGGCAGCUUUUGUAGAGGAAAGAGACUCUGUAGGGAAGGCAAAAUUGUCAAGAGUCAGCUUUCUAGUUGAGAAAAUGCACAGUGGGCUUUCAAAGGGGGGCAAAGACAUCGAUUGCUCUUCCUCCGAGCCUGUAUACUCUUCACCAAUGAGACAGAAAAGUAAAUCACCUACGAGAGAAAGAUCACCACCUCACCACAUGAGGAAAGCUAUCGAAAAUGUCGCAAAUGUGCUCAGUCAGACUGUGAUGAAUGGAAACGCUACCAAGAUUGCAAUAAAGCCUGUUUUGUCAGAAGUAGAACGGCCCAAUUUCAAGAAGGUAACAAACUCUUCUGACUUCGGCGAUGAUGGAAUCGAUGACGAGAUGUUCGAGGUUGAGUCUGCAAGUUCCUUGCGGAAUAGCGUUGACGCAAAUCGAAAAGUAGCUCAAGAAGACUUGCUCUCGGACGCCGUCUACGAAGAAGAUUGGCUAGAUGAGGAGACGCGCUGUCUGAGUGAGAACAAGGUUGCAAAGUCAGAGAACGAUGUUUCUAAAGGAGGGUCGCCCCGAGGAGAUGAGUUUGAACAGGAUGAUUUCGAUGAAGACGACGUAGAGGGUUUCGCAGCUGAUCUUGAGGGCGUAUUUGCAAAAUACGAUACCCAACCGUCGACAGGUGCAAGCACAGCCAGAGAAGAAACACCGCCAUCCUAUACAGUGCCGGCAAUAGCUACAGCCGCUCAAAAUCCGACAGAAGCCGUAGAGAUCUGCUCCUCAGAUGAUGAAGAUUUUGGUAACGACUCAGAUUUCGAACAAAUUGCGUCCGAAUGUGCCAAAGCAAGUCAGAACCAAUCCAUCAACGUAUCCUCCCAAAGCAAUAUUAUUGCCCUCCGGCAAUCAUGGCUAGACAGUCAGUGCUCUCCUGGUUCGAUUGUCCACGUUAUAGGAGACUUCGACCGUCAUGGUCAAUGUAUCAUUGACAACACUCGCAAUCUGCUUAUCAUGCACCCUGACCAUCUCAUAUCCUCGACAGUCGUAGGAGAUUCUUUCACUUGCAUUCGGAAAGCAGUUCUGCAGGACCGUGUUAAAACUACAGGUGGUACCAGUCAAGCUACAGUGUACGGUCACUUGUUGCAUGAGAUUUUCCAAGAAGCAUUGCGAGCAAAUCAAUGGGAUGACCAGUACAUGACCGCUCUUAUUCAAAAGAUUGCCACCAGAAAUUUGGAGACUCUGUUUGAGAUCAAUGUAGAAGUUGCCGUGGCCAUCGAUCAACUUAAAGCCCGAGCUACUACUCUGCAGGCAUGGUCUGAGAUUUUUGUGUCUGCAAAGCCCAACCCCAAAGCACUCGUGAAGGAUCGUAAUGGCCGUGAAGCCCUCAUGAGCAUCAACAAAUUGCUUGAGGCCGAGGAGCACGUUUGGGCGCCUGCUUAUGGGCUCAAAGGUAACAUUGAUGCGACAGUACAGAUAUGCCUUGAGGAAGAUGGCAAUCGAAGGACCUUGACAGUACCCUUCGAACUUAAAACCGGAAAGCACUCCAGUGCAGCACACAAAGCUCAGACGGCUCUGUAUUCUUUGCUCCUCUCUGACCGCUAUGAUAUUGAGGUAGCAUGUGGGAUACUCUACUACAUGCAAUCAUCUGAAAUCUCAAGUAUUCGAACAAUCCGCCAUGAACUGGUGCCCAUGAUCAUUCAACGAAAUGCGAUCGCGAACUAUGUUCGAAAUCGAUUAGAAUUACCCAAGAUGUUGAGAAAUCCAUAUACUUGUGGGAAAUGCUAUGCGCAAACGCCCUGCUUUACGUAUCACAAACUCGUUGAUAAUGGCACAGGCGAGAGUAGCGGACUAGGCGUAAAAUUCGAUGAUGAAGUGAGGCAUUUGAAUACGGAGCACUCACAAUUUUUCCGCCGGUGGGAUGAUCUUCUUACAAAGGAGGAGAGAGAUAUUGUCAUAUUGCGAAGAGAGCUAUGGACUAUGCAAAGCACCGAACGUGAGAAGGUAGGAAGGUGUUUCGGAAGACUUGUCAUCGAACCUGGAUCAUACCACGAAGAAAGCGAAACCUCAAAGAUAAAUCGAUUUCGAUACAAUCUCAUCAAGCAGUCGCCUUUACCUGGUUUCAAAUUCACCGAUUCGCAGAUAACAGUUGGGGAGCCUAUUGUGAUCUCGGAUGAGAGAGGCCAUUUCGCUCUUGCCAACGGCUACGUGAAAAGUGUGAGAACCAGCAAAAUCCAAGUCACAGUCGACAGACAAUUACACAAUGCCCGAGCACGAAGCAAGGAUUUUGAUGCUGAAACGAAUCAAGUCUUUUCUGGGGUCAUGGAGAUGGUAGAGCAUAGGAAUAGAAAAGUUACGCAAUCCCCUCCACAGCCAGAAGGACCGGUGCUCUAUAGACUGGACAAAGAUGAGUUCAGUAAUGGCAUGGCUAUGAUUCGGAACAAUCUCCUACGACUGAUGGAGAAAGACCUCUUCGGCGUUCAAGCACUUCGACGCUUGAUUGUUGAAGGUGCCGCACCCACCUUCAACCCGGUGCCGACAAAUCUUUGCCUUGGAGAGACAGCCAACGAAGCAAGCCUGAAUGUUGAUCAAAGAGGUGCAAUCGAGAAAGUCAUGAGUGCAAAGGACUACGCCUUAGUCCUUGGCAUGCCAGGAACUGGAAAAACAACCACUAUCGCCCAUAUCAUCCGAGCGCUAGUGGCCCGGGGGAAGAGUGUUCUUUUAACGUCGUAUACGCACACCGCCGUUGACAACAUCCUGUUGAAGUUGCGUAAAGACAACGUUGGUAUCUUUCGUUUGGGUGCAAUUGCUAAGGUUCAUCCUGAGAUACAAGAAUUUGCGGAUCUUGCUGGGAGGCCAAUGAACACAAUCGAAGAGAUUAAAAGAUGUUACACCCAAAGGGUCGUCGCGACGACCUGCCUUGGUAUCAACCAUCCAAUCUUCAAUCAGCGCAUAUUCGACUACUGCAUUGUCGAUGAAGCAUCGCAAAUAACGUUGCCUGUGUGCCUAGGACCAAUCCGAAUGGCACGCACAUUUAUCUUAGUGGGCGACCAUUACCAGCUACCUCCGCUGGUGCAGAAUAAAGAGGCACUUGAAGGGGGUUUAGACGUCAGUCUCUUCAAGAUACUUUCAGACAUGCAUCCGUCAUCAGUCGUCAAUCUCGAGCAUCAAUAUCGAAUGUGCGAAGACAUCAUGGCUCUGAGUAACAAGUUGAUCUACGAUGGUAGACUGAAAUGUGGCACACAAAGCGUGGCAGUCCGUUCUCUGCAAAUUCCAAAUAUCCAAGCACUUGAAAGUCAUCAUCACACACUAGAAAGUGUCCGUGCACAGAGGGUGAAGCAUUUCUGCGCUAGCUCGUCGCCAGGAAGAUGUUGGAUUCGUGAUCUCCUGGAACCUCGCGUGAAGGCGUGUUUCGUGAACACAGAUCUCCUUCUCCCUCAAUCGCACGAAGUGCUCGAAAGUGGAUCCCGCAUUACGAAUCCAUGUGAAGUCACGCUAGCCGUUCAAAUUGCAGAGUCUUUGUUGACGUCGGGCAUAGCCGCAGGAGAUAUCGGGGUCAUCACUCUAUAUCGGUCCCAGCUUGCGCUGCUUAAGCAAGCAAUGCGCCAUCGUCCUGGGGUUGAGAUGCAUACAGCGGAUAGAUUCCAGGGCAGGGACAAAGAGGUCGUCAUACUCUCACUUGUGCGCAGCAAUGAGCAGCAGGUAGUAGGUGAUUUGCUGAAAGAUUGGCGACGUGUAAACGUGGCGUUGACGCGAGCUCGCACGAAGCUGUUGGUUUUGGGGAGCAAGCGAACUCUCGUUGGUAAUCAAUUGCUGAAGGACUUCAUCGAAUUAAUGCAAUCCAGAGAAUGGUGGUAUGAUCUCCCUCAAAAAGCUUGUGAAGGUCAUAUCUUCGAGGAAGCCGGGACGCAGAUAUCUGGAGAGGUAGGCUUUGAAGCGGAUCGCCAAACCAACAGGUCAGCGGCAGCAACAGCACAGCAGGCAUUGACGAGUGCCUUGAGACUUGGAAAAGGAGAUCAGAUUGGAAAGAAAUCGCCCGCAAAGCAAGCCAAGAUCGAUUUGGAAAGGCUGAUCAACAAGAGGCCCGUUCUUAGAGAUAUUGUCAAUGAUGCUUCAUGA